Cynara cardunculus var. scolymus (artichoke) is the source of this 1143-nucleotide messenger RNA. Its product is annotated as 1-acyl-sn-glycerol-3-phosphate acyltransferase 3. The record is from RefSeq and is a predicted model, not a curated record. The transcript has 11 exons. Gene Ontology annotation, molecular function: 1-acylglycerol-3-phosphate O-acyltransferase activity. The coding region runs from base 1 to 1143 and encodes 380 amino acids. Lineage: Eukaryota; Viridiplantae; Streptophyta; Magnoliopsida; Asterales; Asteraceae. Gene Ontology annotation, cellular component: endomembrane system.
AUGGCCGUCGCAGCGGUUGUGAUUUUGCCAAUAGGCCUACUCUUCCUUCUAUCUGGACUCCUCAUCAAUUUUCUUCAGGCAUUCCUUUUCAUCCUCGUUCGUCCUUUCUCAAACAAUAUGUACAGGAAGGUCAAUGCCCAUCUUGCAGAACUGUUGUGGUUGGAGGUCAUAUGGCUUUUCGACUGGUGGGCACACAUUAAGGUUGAUUUGUAUAUAGAUUCUGAAACACUUGAAUUAAUGGGUAAAGAACAUGCACUCCUUGUCUGCAACCAUAAAAGCGACAUUGACUGGCUUAUCGGGUGGGUCUUGGCUCAGCGUUCAGGUUGUCUUGGUAGCGCUCUUGCUUUGAUAAAAAAAUCGUUGAAGUUCCUCCCGGUUAUUGGCUGGUCCAUGUGGUUUACGGAAUACAUCUUCCUGGAAAGAAACUGGUCCAAAGACAAGAAUACAUUGAAGGCAGGUUUUGAAAACCUUAGAGAUUUCCCAAUGCCUUUCUGGUUGGCUGUUUUUGUAGAAGGGACACGCUUCACACAGGCAAAGCUUCUUGCCGCUCAGGAGUAUGCUGUUGCAACAAAGUUACCUGUCCCUAAGAAUGUUUUGAUUCCUCGAACAAAGGGUUUUGUUGCUGCAGUAAAUCACCUGCGCUCAUUUGUUCCAGCAAUCUACAAUUGUACGGUGGCCAUUCCAAAAGACGAGCCAUUGCCAACAGUAUUGAGAAUGUUCGGAGGAAGAUCUUCCAGGGUACACGUGCAGAUCAAGAGACACUUGAUCUGUGAUUUGCCAGAAACUGAUGAUGCCAUCAGACAAUGGUGUAGAGACAUAUUUAUCGAAAAGGAUGCUUCAUUGGAGCUACAUCAUUUCAAAAACUCAUUCGAGGACAUGGAAUGUCAUGGCAUUGGUAGACCAAAAAAGUCAUUAUUCGUUGUUAUAGUUUGGUCAUGUGUUCUAAUAUAUGGGGGUGUUGAAUUCUUCAAAUGGUGUUCAUUUUCUUGGGGAACAAUAGCAUUUUGCGCGGUGGUAUUGUUGGUGGUUGUGAUCUCUAUGCACGUUCUCAUCCUAUUUUCUCAAUCAGAAAAAUCGAACCCUCCCCAAGAGGCGUCAGCAAUUAAUAGCCAAGACAUUUUGAAGCACAAGCUUCUUCCAUGA